AUUUCCCUGCGCUACGCGACGCGUGUUCGCGCUCGUCUUCUGCUGCAGAGAGUGGCGCUCGUGACGUCAUCCUGCUGGAGCGGCUGCUGGGCACGGGCGGAAAAUGGGCACAGAUCUGCGAGGACAAAAGGUUUGGUCUGUGAGGAAAACCGAUUAAGUGCCAGAAAUAGGCCUAACAGCAGUCAGGACCUUAUUGAAGAGCUAAAUCAAGAACCUGUGACUCAGAAGAAGCAUGUGUGAUGAUCCCCAGUUCCUUGCUCAGCCUGUAGCAAACCCAGAACAUCUGAGAUGAGUGGUCCUCUGUGGUGCCCAGCCGCUGUCCCUGCCUGCUCUUGGCAGCGCUUGGUGGCGUGAGCAGAUUGCUCCAUCCUGGCAUCCACGGGAGCGUGGAAUGGCCUCUUUGGACCUGCCGUACCGUUGUCCUCGCUGUGGGGAACACAAGCGUUUUCGAAGUCUGUCGUCUCUACGCGCCCAUCUGGAGUACAACCACACCUACGAGACCCUGUAUGUGCUGUCCAAGUCCAACAGCGUAUGCGAUGCCGCUGCGCUGCUCCCCCUAGUGGCCGACGGAGCCCUUGCUGCCGAAUCGCGUUUUCCGUACCGCGAACUGCCCUGCCCUGGAGAAGAGCUCGGACUUGCGCCUUCGUCUACUGCUUGCUACUUGCCCAAUGUGGAGUUUCCUCUGGGCGAGAUCCUGGUGAAGACAGCCAUGAGCUCUGGCGACGCCUUGUCCUCCACAGGGAACAACGCCGUGGCGGUGGCCGCAAACGUGGCCGCUAGUGCGGUGGAGGCGGCUUACGAGGAGGGCCUGGCUCGGUUGAAAGCUCGAGCAUUUGAAAGGCUCGAGUUAGACGAGAGGCUCGAGAAAUUGUCAGAAGAGGUGGAGCAGAAGAUCGCAGCACGUGUCGGGCGUCUGCAGGCGGAGCUGGAGAGGAAAAGCUUGGAGCUGGAAAAGGCAAAGCUGGAGAGUGAGAGGCUCAGCCAGGAGAAGCAAGAUCUGGAGGACAAGGCCACCGAGCUUUCGCGGCAAGUGGACGUGUCUGUGGAGAUGCUGGCCAGCCUUAAGCAGGAUCUGGUUAACAAGGAGCAGGAGCUUUCACACAAACAACAAGAGGUGGCCCAGAUCGACCAGUUUCUCCAGGAAACAGCUGCGCGGGAAGCCAAUGCUAAAGUGCGUCUUCAGCAGUUCAUCGAGGAGCUGUUGGACCGGGCCGACCGUGCUGAGAAACAGCUCCAGAUCAUCAGCAGCUGUGCCACCACCCCCAAUGGCAGCCUGGGUCACUGCAGUCUGCAGGGAUCCAAACCUAAUGGCCGACAGAGAAAUUCCAGUCUCUCAGGGGCAUCGAGGGGAAUGUACCAAGUGUGCGAUCGACGCUCCUCUCCUAGCACUGCCGCAUCAGGUCGAGGAAAGUCUGUGUCCCAGGGUUCAGGAGGUUACGACAGUGACAGUGUGGACCUCCACGCUCUAGAGGACUGCCCUGAUGCCCAGUACUACCACGUCCAGUGCCGACUUGGGGAAGGAGGUGGUGGAGGAGGAGGAUACGAAAGGGCGGCCGCUUCCCGGAGCUGGGGUCUCCGUAAACAGGCCAUUCAGAACUGGCAGCGCCGGCCGUACCGGAACAGUACAGAAGGAGAGGAGGGCGACGUGUCUGACGUAGGAUCCCGCACCACCGAGUCCGAGGCCGAGAUGUGGGAGCAAGACAGGAGAGCAGAAAGCCAGCACGGGGGGAACCGUGGAGGAUACAGACUAGCUACAGGUCGUUCUGAAGGUGGAUACAAGCCUUGUCGCCAUGAGAAAAGCCCCUCUAAAGUCAACGAGGUGAUCAGUCCUGAGGUGCUGAAGAUACGUGCCGCUCUCUUCUGUAUCUUUACCUACCUGGAUACGAAGACACUCCUACAGGCGGCCGAGGUGUGCCGGGAUUGGAAGUUUGUGGCUCGUCACCCUGCGGUGUGGACCAGAGUGCUGCUGGAGAACGCUCGUAUCUCUUCAAAGUUCCUGUGCAUUCUGUCUCAGUGGUGCACACAGACGCAUUCCCUCAUCCUCCAGAACCUCAAACCCCGGCAGAGGGGCAAAAAAGAGACAAAGGAGGAGUAUCUGAAGAGCACACGUGGGUGUCUUGAGGAGGGUCUCGAGGCUUUGUUGAAAGCUACUGGCAGUAAUCUGCUCAUCUUGAAGGUGUCUCAUUGUCCGAAUCUGUUGACUGAUCGCUCUCUGUGGUUGGCGAGCUGUUAUUGCAGGGCGCUCCAGGCUGUCACAUACAGGAGUGCGACAGACCCUGUUGGACAGGAGGUUAUCUGGGCAUUGGGAGCUGGUUGCAGAGACAUCAUCUCACUACAGGUGGCGCCUUUGCAUCCAUGUCAGCAGCCAGCACGCUUCAGUAACAGGUGCCUGCAGACCAUUGGCAGAUGCUGGCCACAUCUGCGAGCGCUGGGUGUGGGCGGAGCUGGCUGUGGCAUACAGGGAUUGGCUUCUUUGGCAAGGAAUUGCAUGAGGCUCCAGGUGCUAGAGUUGGACCACGUCAGUGAGAUCAAUCAGGAAGUGGCUGCUGAGAUGUGCCGAGAGGGACUGAAGGGUCUGGAGAUGCUGGUGCUCACCUCCACUCCUGUUACUCCUAAAGCCCUGCUUCACUUCAAUAGUGUGUGUCGUAACCUUAAAUCUAUUGUAGUCCAGAUCGGUAUAGAAGAUUACUUUGAAGACCCUAACAGUCCUGAGGCCAGAAAACUCUUUGAUGAAAUGGUGAACAAGCUGCAGGCACUCAAAAAAAGACCUGGUUUCUCCAAAAUCCUCCAUGUGAAGGCUGAUGGCUUGUGCUAACUCUGCUGUGUUAAGUCCAGAGCCACAUAAAGGUUCACUGAAUAUUACAACCUGAUCGAGUCAUUCUUUACUCAAAGAAGCAAGGAAGAAUCACACUUCCGCUUCAGCUGAAACUCUGAACACCAGUCUACCACACCAAGACGGGCGCAUCUGUUAGCUUUGACAUGACGCAACCAAAUAGAGGAGUCUGUAAAGAUCAUGCGUAACAAACUCUACGAGAAGGCAUAAUUACUUGCCAUGGAUGCCGUUCCAACAGUCACCCAAUUACAGACCAAGGUUUUUUCUCCUACUUGCCAAACGCACUAAACUUUUAAUAAGAUCUCAGAGAACAUGACGUCUCUCUUCAGAGCACAGAGCUGCAGGAGGGAGCAGUCUCAUAUUUGAAUCAUAAAAUCAACGUGAAAUCCAAACAGCACAAAUUAAAAAUGCACAUGGGUAAGUUAGUAACGUGGGAGUGUGUGUUUGUGUGAUCAGCUCGAUUACUUAGUCGUCACUCAAGAGCAUUACUCUUCGAACUGGAUCCGUCCGCCAGCCAUAUUACUGAGACAAAUAUCAACAUAACAUAAUCACCAGCUUCAGACGUGGCUUACAAAGAUCUAUAUUUAGGCGAAGCCAUGUCUCCACAGAAAUUCCUAUUACUUGCAGCUAUCUUGUGUCCUUAAGCGCAAGUUCAAACCGAAUGACGAAGCCAAUAAACGCAAGCUGUUCGUGUCAGACCCUCCAGUCCUUCAGCCGUAUUCCCAUGGCCAGGGUCACUCUGGCAAGGGAUUGCUUCUCAUCAUUGGAUCUGUUGUUCCAGACAGAUGCCUUCUCCAUAAUGUGCCAUCCAUAGCUCAGACAUUUUGUUUUCAAGGUUAAAUUUUGGUCAUACCCAAUGUGCCAUUAGUCUAAAAGGUGUGCAAGGUGUGCACUUACCUAAAGGGAAUUUAAGGGCGAAUAGUGAAGGAUAGAGACGAGGUCAUGGUGCUGUGAGUCCAAUGUACGCCUACCGUUUCACCUCAGAUGUCAACGUCUCCAUCUCUUCCAUCACUUGCCGUUCUAUGGAACUCGGGCUGGUGCAACUGAAUGGGUCACUUCUCCAUCUGCUCUUUUGAGAUGGAACUUUCCAUGUUCUAAAGGUACUGGAUGGAGAAUUCUAAUUCCGAGUUCUGAAUGUACACUGCACAAUUGAAUAGAAGGGAUAAAAACAUAGUUGUUACAUUAGGUUCUUCACAGAAUCUACAAGAACAGAAAUCUGUGGGUUAGUUUUUGGUUCCUUUGGAUCUUUGUUGGAAAUAUGAAACAAGUAAACAAUAGCCAUAUUAGGCCAUGUCAGACUACAGAAUUAAAAAUAAUUCUGCACAGCUGAGAUUGAAUUAUAUUUAUAGCCUCAUUUUGUCAAGGCCAGCAUUCUGAAGUUUACGUUUUUCUUUGUUUUCAAAUGAAAAUGGUUAUUUACUGGUAUACUUUUGGAACAUUUUUAAGUCGAUUUUGCUUUCUGUUGUAAUAUUACUCUGUUGUUAGGAAGUUUACUGUGGAAAUGAGUGUGAAGGCACUUAAAUGUGUUUUAGCUGGAAGUCAGUCAUACAAACAAUCUAGGAUAUGCCAUUCUCGUCAAGUUUCAUUUUAAAAAAGACAUGCUGAUGCAAUAAUACUGAUGCAAGUACUGGUCUCGACCUCUCUCAGUGCUGUACCAAUUACCCAUCAGGCAUUGCUGCUCCCCUUGGCCAGUCUCUGAGCUGAAAUCACACAGUCCAAACGCUCUACUCUAAGUGCUUUAGUCAAGGCGAGCACUUCUCUGGUGCGACGUUCUACUUCCUGUCUUAAAACACAUUAUGGGGCUUGAAUUAGCAUGAGAGGAGUAUUCACACGAACUGCCUGAGUUUACUUUAGGAUGGCUGUUCAAAAUAAGGCAAUGUGGACCGGAAUGGAAACCGCAAGACCAUCUUCAAGAAAGAAAUUGCGUGAUAGGACGACCUGCUCUACCCACAGCCCCAAACAAUGACUUUUCGAGUGUGCUGCCACUCUUCUGAAGACUUUAAAAAAAACUGUAUGUAUAUGUUGUUUCUAUAGGAAGGAAUUACAAACGGUGUAAAUAUUUGAAAUGUAACCUACGGAAAGACAUAACCUGAAGUGGACCGGAUGACUUUCAGAAUUCAAAGGUAUUGAAUUUGCAGUAUGCUGUGUAUGAUAGAUGCUUUAUAUUGAAUGUGUAUCAGAGUCCUAUAGAGAUGGAAAUAAUUUAAAAACAGAGUACAGUUUAUUUCAACUAUUUAUUUCUAUAAAAAGAGAUGUCUAUGAUGAUGGCAUGUUUGUGCUAAAGCAUUAUAUAUAUAUAUCAUGUUGCCUUUUCAACUGUUCUGCCAUAGAUGUUAUUAGAUUAUUAGAUCUGAGUGCUCUGGAUUACUGCUUGCUGCCUUUCAUUUUUAGACUGAGCAACCGUUGCACCAUUAUUAUGAUAAAAAAGUAACUGCUAAUGUUUAGUAUUAAGCCGUUGAUGUUCUAUUUUGUUUAACGUCGAGCCUUUUUAAAGAAUCUGACAUAUGUAAUGCACUUUUUUUAUCAGAGCGCUUCCCGUGCUCUGUGAUGGUUGGUUUCAUGUGCAAUUCCUCUUUUCCUAAGCUUUGCACCGGAAGACUAUCAGCUUUCCAUUCAUCACGUGAUCAGUCCGUUCGAUAGUUUUAGUGACUUUUUAUGAAACCCUCGCAGUGGUCUUAUUUGAUGCAUAGCAUUAACCUGCAAUAUAAAAAUAAAUAGCAACAUUAAUAUAUAAAUAUAUUUGCUUGGUCAUGUAAAAACAUUUGAUCAUGUUUGUAUUUUUUAAAAUGAUUUGCUUUAAGUAAGUGGUGAAAGUGACGACGUGCCGGGUAAUAGUGUGUGGACUGAGCACUUUGAAUAUGACAUUCUAUUAGACUAGAAAAUUACUAAAAGAGAUUCUGUGUGACCAACCCAAACCUUGAAUUGAAUUCAUCUGAACAGAUAGUGUUGAACUGACAGAUUUCGAAAUUGAUUGUAACUUAGGAGGAGAAAAAGGGAAACAAUCACUUUAGCAAAAGACCUGAAGCACUCAGAAAGAUAAAUAUAACUUUUACAUACGCAUAACCAUUUGUUUUUGUACCACUAACCAGAACUUCUUGAAACAAUCAGUUAUAGUGGUGUUAGCUAUUGUUAGGUGCCAGAUGUUGUGACAAUUCAUGUGUAGCUGUAAUUGUAACCAUCCAAUCAAAGACCUAUUAUUAAAAGUAUGUCGAGAAGACGAAUCUACAAACAGAUGAUUUAUUAAUAGUGGAGUGUUAUCAGCUUUUUGUUCCAUUACGUUUUGUGGAAUCGACAUGGUGUAAGAUAGAAACAGCCGUUUUUAACUCCACAAAUUCACAGCCCUGGAAUUAUUAUAACAAUUGCCUUUUAUUUAUCUGUUUUAUUUUAUUUCUGCUAUUCUAUCCAUUAAUAUGGCAUUCAGUCCUUGAUUCCGUGAUAUUGAUAUACUGCUUUUAUGUUCAGCUUUGUGCUGUGAUGUUCAUUAGCCAUGACGCUUCUUGGCUUGUCAUUACCUCUUGGCUCUCGUUUGAAUGAUUGUAUUUUAUGCCCACCUGUCUGAACUGCUUUUAUGCAUUACCUCAAACAUCUUCUGGCAACAUAAGUUGAAUUGUGUUGCUUUUUUUAUACCAACAGAUAGCAUUUACGUUACUUAACAAAUGCCCUGCACAUUCUGUGCCGUUGCACAAAAAGGCAAUUCAUCACUCGAAGUUGGUUAAUAUUUAUUGGAAAAUGUUCAUGAGUAAACUCGUUUCUUGCUUGUGGGAACAACUGCAGAUUUUUUUUUUCCUCAUUCUUUGUAUUGUUGUGGCCUGCUUAUUAACAUUCCUUAAUGUCUGUUCGACCGGUUAUCCCAGUUUGCGAAAAGUUGAAUAUAAACGUGUGAUGGAAUCGUUUACAUUCCAAAAUCUCAUGCCAUUUUGUUCCAGGCAUAUUCUAUGAGUUCUAAUAAAAAUCUGAUACAUAUA
Molecule: messenger RNA, 6798 nt
Organism: Labeo rohita (rohu)
Lineage: Eukaryota; Metazoa; Chordata; Actinopteri; Cypriniformes; Cyprinidae
Gene: fbxo41
Product: F-box protein 41
Exons: 13
Coding region: 392-2815 (807 amino acids)
Molecular function (GO): protein binding
Source: RefSeq, a predicted model, not a curated record